CACUCCGAAGGCUUAACUGCUCGAAGGAUAUGGUUUAUGUUUCGUAACUGUAACUUAUGAAUGAAACACAUCAGAUAUUUGUGUUGAAAACAUGGAAGAAAAAGAAGUAAUAAACAGCAAUUUAUUAAAAAAAAGAAAGUAUUCUUCUCUUGGGAAAUAUUGCUACAUUGGAGCAAUGCAGGUUCAUAAUUCUACAAAAUAUGAAAGGAAGUUUCCUUUCUUCCGAGAGCCACAGAUAGUGGGAUGUUUCUCACUUGAUGGUAAUCGUGCUUACUGUAAUGACAGCCACCAACUUAAGUAUUUGCAUAUGCCUCCUAAUGGAUCAAAAGUGAACUUUGAUUUAAAUGCAGGAUAUGAAAAGGCAAUAAAAAAAUCAUUUGAAUUGAAUGAAAAGCUGGAUAAUUUAUUAAAAUGGAUUAUAAGGAACAAAAAAAAUUUCACGUAACUAGCACAACAGAUAAAGACUCUAAAGAUGGAAGUCUCCACACAGACUUCAUCUGUUACCGUGGGCUACUCACUACCAUACUUGUCACUGUUUAUGAACAACAGGAAGACUGGCUGAUAUGUGCCACCAGAUUCCAGAAUACUAUCUAUCUCUGUGCUUUUCACACAGAGAGAAAAAAAAAAGGGAAAGUGACCUGACUGAGCGGGAUAAGUUAAUGUCUUCCUGGGGAUACAAAUUUGAGCAAUACAUGACUUCAGGGAAAGAAGAUGAACCACCUGAUCUUAUAGCACCUAUCAAUGAAAAAGAAGAAUACUGUUCUGUAUUAAGGACUCGCUUAAACAGACACUCUUUAGUUUAUGGAGCAGAGGUAGAUGGGUUAGAUUCAGUGUCACAGAAAUCAGAUAAGUCAUGUAAAUGUAGCUCUUUACAGCAUUUUGUUGAACUCAAGACUUCACGGAAAAUUUCACAUCCUAAACAAGAAAGGAAUUUCUUUCGAUACAAGUUAUUGAAGUGGUGGGCACAGUCCUUUUUAGCAGGAAUUCCAAGAGUCAUUUGUGGCUUUAGAAAUGAUAAUGGUAUUGUUGAGAAACUACAAACAUUUUCUCUGAAGGACAUAUCUCAGAAAGGAAGGGAUUUGUGGUCUCCUGCUGCUUGUAUGAAUUUUUGUGAUGACUUUUUAUCUUUUGUACAAAAGAAUGUGACUAUUGAUGACCCACAUGUAGUGUACAAGCUGGAAUGGCAGCCUCAUCAAGAUAUAAAACUGUAUCUGUUAGACAAACCUGAAGAAUUCCAGAUACUUCCUGAGUGGUACAUUAAGGAGAUGACUACGUAUGAUUUAGAUACUUCACCAGACUUGUUGUAUACAUUUCCAAAUUUUAAAAAUGCUAAACUUUAGGCCCUUUGAUAUAACUGACCAUCAAGAAAAACCAUAGAACAUUGAUGAUGUAAACUCUAUAUGAACAUGUUCAGCUGAUCAGUGUUUUUAAAGUUGCUGUGCAUAAUGUUUUACUAAAUGGAAUAAAAAGUAAAAGAUUUGUUGUGAUUAUGUAAUACAGAUUUGGAUUUUUUUUCAAA
Molecule: messenger RNA, 1519 nt
Organism: Limulus polyphemus (Atlantic horseshoe crab)
Lineage: Eukaryota; Metazoa; Arthropoda; Merostomata; Xiphosura; Limulidae
Gene: Rai1
Product: decapping and exoribonuclease protein-like
Exons: 7
Coding region: 564-1340 (258 amino acids)
Biological process (GO): NAD-cap decapping; nuclear-transcribed mRNA catabolic process
Cellular component (GO): nucleus; cytosol
Molecular function (GO): mRNA 5'-diphosphatase activity
Source: RefSeq, a predicted model, not a curated record